AUGACCCUGCCCGGGGGCCCGACGGGCAUGGCGCGGCCGGCAGGCGCGGGGUCCUGCAGCCCCGGGCUGGAGCGGGCCCCGCGCCGGAGCGUCGGGGAGCUGCGCCUGCUUUUCGAGGCGCGCUGCGCUGCGGUCGCUGCCGCCGCCGCCGCCGGGCAGCCCCGGGCUCGCGGGGCCAAGCGGCGCGGGGGACAGGUCCCCAACGGGCUUCCGCGGGCUUCCCCUGCCCCAGUGAUCCCGCAGCUGACUGUGACGGCCGAGGAGCCGGACGUGCCCCCGGCCAGCCCCGGGCCGCCCGAGCCGGAGGGUAGCUGGCUCCCGGCUGUGGGUUCGUCGCACCUGCAGCAGCCGCGCCGCCUCUCCACCUCGUCGCUUUCCUCCACUGGCUCCUCGUCGCUGCCCGAGGAUUCGGAGGACGAUCUUCUGAGCGACAGCGAGAGCCGGAGCCGCGGCAACGUGCAGCUGGAAGCGGGCGAGGACGUGGGUCAGAAAAGCCACUGGCAGAAGAUCCGGACCAUGGUGAACCUGCCGGUCAUGAGCCCUUUCAAGAAGCGCUACGCCUGGGUGCAGCUGGCGGGGCACACGGGGAGUUUCAAGGCAGCGGGCACCAGCGGACUGAUCCUCAAGCGCAGCUCGGAGCCGGAGCGCUACUGCCUGGCGCGGCUCAUGGCGGAUGCGCUACGAGGCUGCGUGCCCGCCUUCCACGGCGUGGUGGAGCGCGACGGCGAGAGCUACCUGCAGUUGCAGGACUUGCUCGACGGCUUCGAUGGGCCUUGCGUACUAGACUGCAAGAUGGGCGUCAGGACUUACCUGGAAGAGGAGCUGACCAAAGCCCGCGAGCGGCCCAAGCUGCGGAAGGACAUGUACAAGAAGAUGCUGGCGGUAGACCCUGAGGCACCUACCGAGGAAGAGCACGCGCAGCGCGCGGUCACCAAGCCGCGCUACAUGCAGUGGCGAGAAGGCAUCAGCUCCAGCACCACUCUCGGCUUCCGCAUCGAGGGCAUCAAGAAAGCCGACGGCUCCUGCAGUACCGACUUCAAGACCACACGAAGCCGGGAGCAGGUGAUCCGCGUCUUUGAGGAAUUUGUGCAAGGGGAUGCGGAAGUGCUGAGGAGGUAUCUGAACCGCCUGCAGCAGAUCCGGGACACUUUGGAGGUCUCUGAGUUCUUUAGGAGGCACGAGGUGAUCGGCAGCUCGCUCCUCUUCGUGCAUGAUCACUGCCAUCGCGCCGGUGUGUGGCUCAUCGAUUUUGGCAAGACCACGCCCCUCCCUGACGGCCAGACCCUGGACCACCGGCGGCCCUGGGAAGAGGGCAACCGAGAGGACGGCUACUUGCUGGGGCUGGACAAUCUCAUUGGCAUCCUGGCCAGCCUAGCCGAGAGAUGA
Molecule: messenger RNA, 1386 nt
Organism: Budorcas taxicolor (takin)
Lineage: Eukaryota; Metazoa; Chordata; Mammalia; Artiodactyla; Bovidae
Gene: ITPKA
Product: inositol-trisphosphate 3-kinase A
Exons: 7
Coding region: 1-1386 (461 amino acids)
Biological process (GO): inositol phosphate biosynthetic process
Cellular component (GO): cytoplasm; nucleus
Molecular function (GO): inositol tetrakisphosphate kinase activity; inositol-1,4,5-trisphosphate 3-kinase activity
Source: RefSeq, a predicted model, not a curated record